Messenger RNA from Pseudonaja textilis, 1057 nucleotides. NCBI's taxonomy places the organism in Eukaryota, Metazoa, Chordata, Lepidosauria, Squamata, Elapidae. The record is from RefSeq and is a predicted model, not a curated record.
AUGGAGAUGUAUGUUGCAAUAGUGCUUGGAGCUGUAACUGCCACCAGCCAGCCAGGAGUUGUGAGAACCCCAGCCGUCCUGCCUGCUCCUUCUCCUCCUAUUCUUCAGCCAGAGUCCGGCAGCCACAACUGCACUCAGGGCCCCAGCAUAGGCAAUGGCAGCAGCAGGCUUCACCAAUCUCCCUCUUCCAUUGUAGCCAGAAGUUUCAGAGGCCCCGGCCACAGUAAGAACCCCAACACAAACAGCUGCAACUGGAAUUCCAGCACUGGCACCAUACCUGUUAGGCUACUUAUAUGCCUAACAGUGGCGGCAGUCCUUAUUCAGCUCUUGGGGUUCAUCCUGGUGCAGGAGAAGCUUCAGCCACCCACACGAUGGAUCCAUUCUGCUCAGUCCCUGGCUAAACUCUUCGUACACAUGUAUCUUCGUACACACGAUGACAAUCUAGAGCACUGGCAUAGCAAAGCCUGUAAAUGUGAUUGUCAAAGAAAUCCAAACUCAGUGUGGUCCACUGAAACAGACAAUCUAGACUGCAUGCCAGAGUGCCCCUAUCAUAAGCCUCUUGGUUUUGAAUCAGCAGCUGUCACUCCAGAUCAGAUAAGCUGUUCUAAUCCAGAGCAGUACACUGGGUGGUAUGCUUCAUGGACUGCAAACAAGGCCCGACUUAACGGACAAGGAUUUGGGUGUGCCUGGCUCUCCAAAUACCAAGAUACAAACCAGUGGCUGCAGAUUGACUUGAAGGAAAUUAAAGUUAUUUCAGGAAUAAUUACACAGGGAAGAUGUGAUGCAGAUGAAUGGAUGACAAAAUAUAGUGUACAGUACAGGACUGAUGAGAAUCUGAACUGGAUUUAUUACAAGGACCAAACAGGAAACAAUCGGAUUUUCUAUGGAAAUUCAGACAGAUCAUCAUCUGUGCAGAACCUUUUGCGUCCACCCAUUGUUUCUCGUUACAUAAGGUUGAUACCCCUUGGCUGGCAUGUGCGCAUUGCUAUCAGGAUGGAGCUGCUGGAGUGCAUGAAUAAAUGUGUUUAAACUUCAGAGUCAUCUGGGAAGAAACAGG